Molecule: messenger RNA, 2502 nt
Organism: Nymphaea colorata (pocket water lily)
Lineage: Eukaryota; Viridiplantae; Streptophyta; Magnoliopsida; Nymphaeales; Nymphaeaceae
Product: sodium/hydrogen exchanger 1
Exons: 15
Coding region: 513-2162 (549 amino acids)
Biological process (GO): proton transmembrane transport; sodium ion transport; regulation of pH
Cellular component (GO): membrane
Molecular function (GO): sodium:proton antiporter activity
Source: RefSeq, a predicted model, not a curated record
UCGCUUCUACAGUCGGUCUAGACGGUUAUCUCUCCGUCCCAUUCUCGUGUUGUGUUGGCGUGGUUGAUUGUGUUGGAAAUUGGGUCGAGUUCAGCUUUCCAUGAAGUUCAAAUUUUGAGCUUCUAUGUGUUUGGCUGAGAAAUAGUUCGUGAAAAUUUAAGUGGGCUCGUUCUUUUGCUUUUCCUGGAACGACGGUUCGAGGGAACAGUUUUUUGUUGAUGCAAACUGCUGGGGGAGCCUUUGCAACGAUUGAGCUUCAUAAUUUUCGUUAUUACGCUGCAUUUUAGAAGUCUCCGCUGGUUGUGUUAUUCUGAAUCUCUGAUGGAGACAUAUAGAUGUGGAUGCUAAUUUGGUGUGCAGUUCUUGUGGAGAUGGGCUGUUUGGAAACUUGGUUUAACCAUUGAAAUGGACUUGGUUCCAGGAGAUCAGUGGCCAAAGACGGACUGGGUUGGCUUUGUCAAGCGUUUGUGACUUCUGUUUAGGCGCUGAUUGUUUAUGCUAUUACUCUUAAAAUGAACACAACAAUGGCUACUAUGGGCACCAUUCAUUCUGUUUUGGCGAAGAUAGGGCUUGUAAGCGCGUCUGAUCAUGCCUCCGUUGUUUCGAUCAACAUCUUUGUUACCCUACUUUGUGCCUGCAUUGUCAUUGGCCACCUGCUCGAAGAGAAUAGAUGGAUGAAUGAAUCAAUUACCGCCCUUGCUAUUGGGUUGUGUACUGGAAUUAUUAUUCUGCUGACCACCAAAGGAAGAAGCUCGCAUAUUCUGGUCUUCAGUGAGGAUCUUUUCUUUAUUUAUCUUCUUCCGCCAAUCAUAUUCAAUGCAGGGUUUCAGGUUAAAAAGAAGCAAUUUUUUCGUAACUUCAUGACCAUUAUACUCUUUGGCGCAUUUGGGACAUUGAUAUCUUUUGCCGUUAUCUCUGUUGGGGCACUACUGUUGUUCAGGAAGUAUGAUAUCGCUCUCUUGGAUAUUGGAGACUACCUUGCAACUGGAGCAAUCUUUUCUGCAACAGAUUCUGUUUGCACUUUGCAGGUCCUUAACCAGGAUGAGACUCCUUUACUGUAUAGCCUGGUUUUUGGUGAAGGUGUGGUGAAUGAUGCCACUUCAGUUGUGCUGUUUAAUGCCAUCCAGAGCUUUGACCUUAAUCACAUCAAUUCUACCACUGCUUGGCAGUUGAUGCUGAACUUCCUUUAUUUGUUCGUGACGAGCACUCUCCUUGGAGUAGUUGCAGGGCUUCUAAGUGCAUAUAUAAUAAAAAAGUUAUAUUUCGGAAGGCAUUCCACAGAUCGUGAAGUUGCAUUAAUGAUACUGAUGGCGUAUCUGUCAUAUAUACUAGCUGAAUUUUUUAAUCUAAGCGCCAUUCUCACUGUUUUCUUUUGUGGAAUUGUGAUGUCUCAUUAUACUUGGCAUAACGUAACAGAGGCUUCACGAGUUACCACCAAGCAUGCAUUUGCGACAAUGUCCUUCAUUGCUGAGACAUUUAUCUUCCUAUAUGUUGGUAUGGAUGCAUUGGACAUUGAAAAGUGGAAACUUGUUAAGAGCAGUCCAGGAAAGUCAGUCGGCCUCAGUUCAAUGCUGCUAGGAUUGGUUAUGUUGGGCAGAGCUGCUUUUGUGUUUCCAUUAUCAUUCUUGAACAAUUUAACCAAAAAAACACCAAGUGAAAAGAUCAACUUCAAGCAGCAAGUUACAAUUUGGUGGGCUGGUCUAAUGCGUGGAGCAGUCUCCAUGGCACUUGCUUAUAAUCAGUUCACCCGAUCUGGCCAUACUCAGUUGCAUGGAAAUGCAAUUAUGAUCACUUGUACCAUAACAGUAGUCCUUUUCAGCACAGUGGUAUUUGGCCUCUUGACAAAGCCAUUGAUUAGGCUUUUGCUACCCCAAAGUUCAAGAACAAUGAAUGGUAUACCUUCGGAGCCAUCAAGUCCAAAAUCAUUCCUUAUUCCAUUCCUUGAAGACAAUCCCAGUUCUGAAGCAAGUCCGCUGAGUCUUAGGAGGCCAACCAGCCUACGCUUGCUUUUGACGAAGCCAACACAUACUGUGCACUACUACUGGCGUAAAUUUGAUGAUGCUUAUAUGCGUCCUAUGUUUGGAGGACGUGGCUUUGCGCCAUUCGUACCUGGCUCUCCAACAGAAGAGAGCAGCAAUCACCAUAAUAAUUUUUUCCACUGAGGAAAGUGUAGAUGUCCACAUAUUUUUGUUGUUGGGUGCCUUGGCGUGUUGUUGGUGUGUGAUGGGCUCCGUUGAUAUGGUAUCAGCGAGGAGCUAUAAGUUUUGGUCGUCAGAACCAGUUAAUUUAUUUUUUUUCUAUAGCUCUCUGUAAAAAUGCCUGUAUGGUACAUGUAUAUUUCUUUCACUUUUUUUUCUUUUUCAUAUUUUGAAAUAUCGAAUGAGGUGGCGCUUCCAGAAGUUGUGUAGAGAGCAGUAUGUAGUUUGUAAAAUCAUGGUGAGUGCAUCUGCACUUUUGAACAUUGCAAUCUAUUUCUAAGCAUGUAUAUUUGUUUCCCGUGCA